UCAUAUGCACGCCAAAGUCAAUUUCUGCGUAAAUGAGAGCAUUUCAUUAUUAUUUUUGGAAAGCCUGCUAAUCAAUAGGUCUGGACUGGUCAUAAUACACAACAUUGUACUAUGUAUGUUUUAGGGCCGUAUUAUUUAAAACCCUCAUUCGAAUCCCUUCGAAGUAUUAUUAAGAGUGCCUUCAGCAAAACUGUCCGACUCAGAAUCACUAAAAACUUUAAAUUUGGAUCAUUUAAACUUUAUUUAAGAGCGUUUCAGGUAAUGUGUGAGCAAUUAUUUGUCCCUCCUAUUCAGGCUACGUGAUCGGUGACGCACAGGAGACUCUCCAGACUCCAGCACGCACAGGGCUCUCCGCGCAUUAUGAUGGAGUGAGCCGAGACUAUACAGUCCAGCUUCCAGCAAGAGAAGAGCUCCUCCUCCCUCCCCUGCGAUGAGGUAGUUGGUAAGACCUAGCGCUGGUUAAUCACAGAUUUCUCGAGUCCGCGCGUCGCGUCCUCCGUCUUAGAAGUCCUGUCAUGCAUGCAACGUCCCCGCCGUUGCGCGCCUGACCUCCUGCGUUUUAAACUACGGCUUUUGUUUGUUCAUCGCCCGGCAUGGGAGAUCAGAGUGAGCUGACCAUGGUGCAGAAGUCGACAUCGUUCAGCAUCAAGAGCCUGUUACUCCCAUCGAAGUUUGACGAUGAGAGCGCGGAGCGCAGCGGCAGCCCGGCACCCGUACAGGACUUAGACAAACCCCCGGAAGCGUCCGAGAUGGACCCCGCGCAGCGAGAAGCGGAGGAGCAGCCGUCUAAAAAGGUAAAGAAAUUCGACAAGCCUCCGUUCAGCUACAACGCGCUCAUCAUGAUGGCCAUCAGACAGAGUCCUGAGAAGCGGCUCACGCUCAACGGCAUCUACGAGUUCAUCAUGAAGAACUUCCCGUAUUACCGGGAGCACAAGCAGGGCUGGCAGAACUCCAUCCGGCACAAUUUGAGCCUCAAUAAGUGCUUCGUGAAGGUCCCGCGGCAUUAUGAUGAUCCUGGGAAAGGGAACUACUGGAUGUUGGAUCCCUCCAGCGAUGAUGUGUUUAUCGGCGGAACCACCGGGAAGCUCCGCCGGCGCUCGGCGACCUCGCGGGGCAAGCUGGUGAUGAAAAGGGGCCUCCGCUUCGCGCCCCUCGGACUCGGUCUGGGCGAACGCCCGAGCAACCCGCUCUACUGGCAGCUGUCUCCGUUUUUACCCCUCCACCACUCGCACUACAACGGCUCCACGCACGGAUUUCUAAGCCAAGGACACGCGUACGGAUCGUUUCUCCCUGGCGUCGAGCCGCUCGGGAACGGGGAUAUGUCUCGCUCCAUUCUGGGAGCCUCUAGCGGGAGUAUCAACGGGUACGGCGUGUCGCACAAUGGAUACUUCGUACCGGGCGCGCAGCCGCAGCCGCUUCCGAGCGCGCCGGGAUACGGCAUCUCCAGCUCUCCGUCCCCUCUGCUGUCUGAUUCCCUAAGAACUAGUUUGCCGUCCUUCACAGCACCACUUUCUAGCGGACUUCUGUCUCAACACAAACGCCUCGCGCCCAAUUCGUUUCUAAGCUGAGCGUUGCGCGUCCUUUCCAAUGGGAACAUGCAAACUUUCCUCGAAAACCGAAACGUGCAAGCUUUCCUUUUGUGUGAGGACUGUGCGUCUGGAUUUUUCUCUCUCGUCUAUUUAAGAUUAUUUUGUAAUAGUAGUAUGAUGCUAUGCCAAAGGCAAUAACCGUAUGUGUUUGUUUUUAUUUCUUUUUUAAAAAAGCAUUAUUUAUAGUAUUUCUUUGUGAAUGAUGGUUUUGUAUUUAUUCGAAAUGUCUUUUUUAUCCCUUGUUACUGUGGGAUACCGUUAUUAUUAGAUGUUUGGCACAUAUUAUUCGUUUAGUAUGACUAAUUCCUUUUUUAUUUAUGUCUCAAACUGUGAAUGCGCCUUAAUAUCUUAAAUCAGGGUUGAGCGCUCGGACUGUCUCAGGUGUGCGUUCUGACAAUGAAACAUUAUUAUUAUUAGCGGUGUAAACCUGAAAUAUGGUCAAAUAAAAAUGUAUAUGCAAUGUUUUAUGAAUUUGCCUGUCGGUUAGUGUGGGCCUGAUGUGUUCAGAGAGGUCAUGCAAUGACUUACUAUAGUAAAGCUAAGCUAUACUGAAUUAAAGCACUGGUUUAAAUGAACUCUGUGGGAUCAGUUUAUAUAUACUGUCACAUAAAAUACUGUUCUGUGACGACACGAGGUUUUGUUUACACACAUAACAGUAUUUUAAUACAGUUUUUACGCGAGAAGGUGAUUCAGCACCAAAGACAGAUCAUUAAUGCUU
Sinocyclocheilus grahami is the source of this 2307-nucleotide messenger RNA. RefSeq names its product forkhead box protein G1-like. The record is from RefSeq and is a predicted model, not a curated record. Gene Ontology annotation, molecular function: DNA-binding transcription factor activity; sequence-specific double-stranded DNA binding. Gene Ontology annotation, cellular component: nucleus. Gene Ontology annotation, biological process: regulation of transcription by RNA polymerase II. The transcript has a single exon. Bases 594 to 1568 code for a protein of 324 amino acids. NCBI's taxonomy places the organism in Eukaryota, Metazoa, Chordata, Actinopteri, Cypriniformes, Cyprinidae.